AUGGCGUCCAACCUAUUAGCAGCCUUGGCGCGGGCAUGGCAAAGCCCCCUUUCCUCCAUUCAGGGCAGGUCCGCGACCCUGAUCUCCUUCCUCUCGUCAGGAUGUGGACCCUAUAUAAGCGGCCGAGACACUUCCUCGCCAUCAAACGUCAGCCAUGUCUCUCAAGGUGAUCCUCGUAGCGUGUGUGGCCCGGUGGCUCUGACCGAUAAGGCUCCCGUGUACCAUCAGCCUCCUGUUUACGCCGCACCCACGUACCACGCUCCCGAACCCGUGUACCAUGCCCCUGCCCACUACAAGGAGCCAGAGUACCCCACCGUCCCCCCGAAGUACAACUACAACUACGGCGUCGCCGACGGCUACUCCGGCGUCAACCUCGGCCACUCGGAGUCCCGCGACGGCUACAAGACCGAGGGUAGCUACUCCGUCGACCUCCCCGAUGGCCGCAAGCAGACCGUCAAGUACGUGGACAACGGCGACGGUUAUGUGGCUGAGGUCAUCUACGAGGGCGAGGCUCAGUACCCCGAGUACAAGCCCACCUACAAGCCCGCUCCCUACCACGCUCCCCCCAAGUACCCCGUGUACUAAGGGUGUACAUUCUCGCUCAGACAUCGCGUACAUAUCAU
Penaeus vannamei (Pacific white shrimp) is the source of this 623-nucleotide messenger RNA. The record is from RefSeq and is a predicted model, not a curated record. Lineage: Eukaryota; Metazoa; Arthropoda; Malacostraca; Decapoda; Penaeidae.